Molecule: messenger RNA, 366 nt
Organism: Cygnus atratus (black swan)
Lineage: Eukaryota; Metazoa; Chordata; Aves; Anseriformes; Anatidae
Product: feather keratin Cos2-3-like
Exons: 2
Coding region: 1-366 (121 amino acids)
Cellular component (GO): intermediate filament
Molecular function (GO): structural constituent of cytoskeleton
Source: RefSeq, a predicted model, not a curated record
AUGGUGGUGGUAUACCAGAUCUCCAAGAAGGUGCACCUCCUGCCCCGAGACAUGUCCUGCUACAACCAGUGCCUGCCGUGCCUGCCGUGCCAACCCUGUGGCCCAACCCCGCUGGCCAACAGCUGCAAUGAGCCCUGUGUCAGGCAGUGCCAAAACUCCAACGUUGUCAUUGAACCCUCUCCCGUGGUGGUGACCCUGCCUGGCCCCAUCCUCAGCUCCUUCCCGCAGAACACCGUUGUGGGAUCCUCCACCUCCGCUGCCGUUGGCAGCAUCCUCAGCUGUGACGGAGUCCCCAUCAACUCCGGAUGCUGUGACCUUUCCUGCCUGGGCAGCCGCUACUGCGGCAGAACCUGCCUCCCCUGCUAA